UACCUCGCGUGCACAGUCAAUGGACCCCUAGGAAGAGAGAGAGAAGUCUCUGCGCUACAACUUUUAAACUUUUAAGUGUUUGAAGAGAUUAAUCUGAGGGAUUCUUAUCCUUGACUUGACUCUUGAAGACUGUUUCUUUAGUUGUCGUCGAGCAGCGCUGUCGUUUAGUGACAAAAAGAUGAAAUACAUUAUAGGAAUUGGCGGAGUCACCAAUGGUGGUAAAACCACCCUGACCAAUAAGUUGAUCAAGACUCUGCCCAACUGCUGUGUUGUUCACCAAGAUGAUUUUUUCAAGAAACCUGAUCUGAUAGAGGUCGGGGAGGACGGCUUUAGACAAUGGGAUGUGAUCACAGCUUUGGAUAUGGAGGCCAUGACCAACACCGUAAAAGGUUGGAUCGAGAACCCUGUGAAGUUCGCCCGUUCUCACGGCGUCACUCUGUCCUCUGCCUCUGACGUGGCCAAACCUGACGAGCAGAUCCACAUCCUGAUUGUAGAGGGCUUCCUGCUCUAUAACUACCUGCCUCUGCUGGAUGUUUUCAACAAGUGCUAUUACAUCUCAGUUCCCUAUGAGGAGUGCAAAAGACGGAGAAGUACGAGGCAGUACACUGUCCCUGACCCUCCUGGCCUGUUUGACGGCCAUGUGUGGCCCAUGUACCUGAAGCACAGGAGAGAGAUGGAGGACAGCAGCUUGAAUAUUGAGUACCUGGAUGGUUUGAAGACCAAAGAUGAGAUCUACAACCAGGUGUAUGAGGACAUUCAGAACAACCUGCUCAAUCGUUUAUAGCAGGAAGACUCCUCUCCAUCCCUGUACAGAAUUUGUAAAUAGUCCCAAGGAUUUCUUUUUUAUCAAGUUUUUCUAAUUUUAUUCUUUUUUUUUUUGUAUAUAGAGCUAAGCACUGUUAACUUAUCAUUGUCUUUUUAUCAUCUUCAGAUGAUCAAUAUUUUUUUUGUUUCUCCAUAAAAGGUGAUUGAUGUACUGAUCUAUGUUACUCUCACUGUUAUCUUAAACCACAUACCUGUACUGGACCAUUUGUCUGUCCAAUUACAUUCUCAUACAAAUAAAUGUAUUAGUUGCUGUGAAGAUACAGUAAAUCAA
Messenger RNA from Lates calcarifer (barramundi perch), 1096 nucleotides. It is a transcript of the gene mibp, whose product is annotated as muscle-specific beta 1 integrin binding protein. Gene Ontology annotation, cellular component: cytoplasm. NCBI's taxonomy places the organism in Eukaryota, Metazoa, Chordata, Actinopteri, Centropomidae. The record is from RefSeq and is a predicted model, not a curated record.